AUGGACGAGAAGUCUGUCCAUCCUUUCCCUGACGAUGAUGGUGCAGCUGAAAUUUCAAAGACACUAAGAGACGUUCCUCCAAGUGAUUACCUAUUUGAAAUCAAAUCGUUCUCAUUGCUUUCCAAGGCCGAAGAGAAAAGAUUUGAAUCGAGGGACUUUGAAUCAUGUGGUUACAAAUGGAAAUUAUGUCUAUACCCUAAUGGAGAUGAGAAACGAAAUGGGAAAGAUCACAUCUCUCUCUACUUAGCAAUAUCAGCGACAGAUACGUUACCUCUUAAUUGGGAGGUUAAUGUCAAAUUCGACUUUUUGGUGUACGAUCGUAACCUAGACAAGUACCGGACCAUCCAAAAUGCUGAUGGGAGAGUAAGACGUUUCCACAGGUUUAAGACUGAGUUUGGUUUCGCCAAAUUACUUUCCCUCGACACUUUCAAAGAUGCUUCUAAAGGAUACCUCAUUGAUGACUCCUGUAUGUUUGGAGUCGAGGUUUAUGUCAUUAAACCUACUGGCAGAGGAGAGUGUCUUUCUUUGAAGGAGGAAACUUAUGACAAUAGUUACUCUUGGGAGAUCAAAAAAAUUGCAGAAAUAAAAGAGGAGCGUUUGUUCUCUGAACCUUUCACCAUUGGAGAGCACAAAUGGAAGAUACUUGUUUAUCCCAAAGGAAGUGGCAGUAAAAAGGGAAAAAGCUUAUCUGUCUUUCUAUGGUUAGAUAAUUGCGAAUCCCUUCCAACCAAGCGAAAAUUGUAUGUGGAAUUUAGCCUCUUGGUAAAAGACCAAGUCAAUGGCAAACACUGCGAAAAGAAAGGUAAUUAUUGGUUGUGUGACCAAAACAACUGCUGCGGUUAUGAUCUAAUUUCUCUUCAUGAUUUGUAUGAUGAAUCGAAGGGCUUCAUAGUACGAGAGAAUCUGGUUGUUGAAGUGCAAAUUCACGUGAUUUCUGAUGUGAAAGAGUUCUCCUCGAAAAUGUCUGAUGCAUAG
Molecule: messenger RNA, 975 nt
Organism: Ilex paraguariensis (yerba mate)
Lineage: Eukaryota; Viridiplantae; Streptophyta; Magnoliopsida; Aquifoliales; Aquifoliaceae
Source: the annotation of a GenBank genome assembly